Messenger RNA from Phyllopteryx taeniolatus (common seadragon), 2387 nucleotides. Its product is annotated as bifunctional apoptosis regulator-like. NCBI's taxonomy places the organism in Eukaryota, Metazoa, Chordata, Actinopteri, Syngnathiformes, Syngnathidae. Gene Ontology annotation, cellular component: nucleus. The transcript has 9 exons. The record is from RefSeq and is a predicted model, not a curated record. Gene Ontology annotation, molecular function: metal ion binding; protein binding; ubiquitin protein ligase activity. Bases 99 to 1478 code for a protein of 459 amino acids. Gene Ontology annotation, biological process: proteasome-mediated ubiquitin-dependent protein catabolic process.
GGAGAAGACAGAGUGGAUUCAUGUCGGCGACGUUGCUCUCUCUCCCACAGAUUUCGUUCGAGUUCACUCGUGGAACAUAACGUGAGCCGAGUGGACCAAUGUACGUCACCUAUCGGCGGCGGUUCGGUCUCUCUUCCAAGAUGCAUGAACAGGAUUCACCAGCCGGCACCCAGGAAGCACAUGAAGACAUACAGUCUUCCUCGAGUGAGCGAAUCUCUGAGCAAGAGUUCUCCUGCCACUGUUGCUUUGACGUCCUGGUGAACCCCACCACCUUGACCUGCGGCCACAACUACUGCCGCCACUGUCUGGCCCUGUGGUGGGAGUCCUCUCGAAAGAACGAGUGUCCAGAGUGCCGCCAGAGGUGGGAGGGCUUUCCCAAAGUCAACAUACAGCUGAGUGAGGCAACUGACAAGUUGUUCAGCGAGGUUGUACAGCGGAGGCGAGUAGAGAUCCAAGAUAACCCCAAAAUCUCCCGAAUUACACUGGCUUUUGAGAGGUAUGGCGACAAUCUGGGCAAGUCAAGGACCAAGCAGCACAAAGCAGCAGGAUUUUUAUUUUUCUUCUCUGGAGUCUUUGCUACCCUCUUGUGUGGUGCGGUGUCAUUGCUGUUGUAUCAGGGGAGCAGCAGCCACGAGGUGGAGCAAGAGGACCUGUUAGUCGGUCAUCCCGCUUUGCAAUGGACGCCAGACCAAAUGAUUUUCUGGCUGACGCACUUGGGACCUGAACUGUCCAGCAAGUCUUUUCAGCCAGGCAGUAUCAAUGGCAGAUUACUGAGGACACUGGAGGAGAAGGAGCUGUGGAAUCCACCUUACGACAUCCAGAAUCAGGCUUACCGAAACGCCAUUCUGGCUGAACUCUACAGACUUCAAGCCCUUGAUCUCAGACCUCAGAACCUGUGGGAAUACAAGGCGGCCCAUUCAGGGAAGUCUCUGUUCCUGCUUUACGCCAUGAAGCGCUCCCCUCGCCUAACGCUCUUCUAUUUGUACUUAUUUGACUAUUCGGAAACCUUCCUGCCCUUCCUCCACACCUGCUGCCCACCCAUCGCGCUCGCCAGUCCAACGGUGGAGAGCCGGCCCUUUGACUCACAGACGGAACCCAGCUGGCAACAGUGGAGUGAGUUCAUGGUCAAGUACUUCCUGCUCCCGUACCAGCUGAUAGCGGAAUUUGCCUGGGACUGGCUUGCCGUCCACUACUGGACGUCUUGCAUCGUCAUCGUCCAUGCCGUGCUCCUGUCAAUGCUGGAGUGCUGCUCUCUGUGGAGACUCUGGACCACGGCUAGAAUCAGGGCCCUCCCUGGUAUGAUGUGGAACCACGUGUGGUCGAUGUUAUAUCAGGGACUCGCCUUCGGCCUCAUGUGGCCUCUGGUCCCACAGCUGGUCUGCAACGCCCUCUUCUACUGGGCCCUCUACAUCAGCCCCCUCAUGAACGUAGACCUGUUGGUGCAACAACUCCGGCACCCACAAACGGCGGCGCAUUAAUGUAGCCUGCGAGCCGCUAAAUGCAAUGAAACAAAUGUCUGCUGGAUGAGCCGUCAUUUGCUCCGCUGUCAAUGUCCUUGCAGCUGGUUCAUUUGCUGCAUGAAGUUCUAUUUUGUCCUGACGUCUCUCUGCUGGAGUGGAACAAGAGGGGGACAUAGAACAAUGAUGGCAGUGCUGCGCUUUCGCAAACCAUGUUGCCGCAAUGAGCCUGAGAGCGCUCGUUUGUCUGUUCCACAUGUUAAUGGUUGUCGAGCUCAGCCUCAGUGUGUUUUUGUUAAAGUUGAGGAACUGUUUAGAUAUGUUAUUUUUUAAAUUUUUAUUUUAAUUUUUUUAACACAUUCAACGUACCUAAUUUACCUGUGUAAUAAUAAUUACAGCGUAUUAAAUGUUUCUUGAAACUUGUGAAGAACAAAUGUUUUCACACGUCACUCCAACAAGAAUGCCAAUCUAAGGAAGAAUGUUCCAGAAUAGAUUUGCUUUUAUUGCUAAUAAAUGAAGCAUACUUUUUUUUUUUUUUUAUAAAUCCAGAAGAAUGUGUAUACCUGCUUUCACUAAAGCUUUUUUGAAAGACAACUUGAUUAUGUUCAUUUGCACUUAAUGUUCAACACUGUGAUUUUUACCUGCAGCUUUUUCAUGUUCAUUGAAAAUAAAUAUUUACUUUUGGAGUUGUUUACACUAUAUAUAUAUAUAUAUAUAUAUAUAUAUAUAUAUGUUUUUUUUUUGUUUUUGUUUUUUUUACUGGGGUCGUGUAUGGAAGAAAUUCAUGGAGGACCAGUGUUGGAUAACGGGAGGAGGAGACGACCAAAUUUGAAAAAUGACAAUUUUUUUUUUAAAUAUCCUCCUUUUGUAAUAUUCGUCACAGAUUCUUCAAUUGAUUUGCUUUUGUAAUAAAUAUAAAUUGUGAAAAGA